GCCACAAGGAGAUGUUGGAGAACUGGGCGCUGCAUGCGGACAAGGUGGGCCUGGGCGGGCACUACAUCAUCUUUGCUGCGGAGAAGCAGUGCUUCGACUAUGCCAACCAGAAGUGGCCGGGGCAGGCACUGCGCCUGGACUUAGAGGACCAGUUGGUGAAGGAGGAUGGACAUGUGGACCUGUCCCAAGAGAUCGGAUACCAUUCCGCGGGAUUCCUCCGAGUGACCUCCCGCAGGGCCGUCUACAUCCUGCACCUCCUCGCCUUUGGCUUCUCCGUCCUCUACUCCGAUGUCGACCUUGCUCUCCUGCAAAACCCCCUCCCUUACUUCGCUCCCUUCUCCUCCUCUCCCUCCUCCUCUCCCCCCUCCUCUCCCUCCUCCGCCGCCUCCUCCUCCGCCACCCCUUCACCAGACUCCGCCUCGCCUCCUGCUGCUGCCCUGCCGAAAGAGUUCGACGUGUUCAUCACCGCAGAUCAAGCCUGGACGGACGGCCCAGAUCACACCAUCAGUCUGGCCGAGCCAGGGCUGCCAGAGAUCAUGUGCUCCUGCUUCCUCUUCUUCCGCCCCACCUUGGGAGCCAAGGCCCUUGCCUCCGUGUGGGCAUACAACAUGGUGGUGAAAGGGAAUAAGAUCGGCAACGACCAGCACCAUCUACUCCAUGUCAUGAAGCUGAUGAGAGACGCGGGGAUUGAGGCGAAUAUCGGCGUGCUGCCCGGGAAAAAAUUCCCGUCGGGCGAG
Molecule: messenger RNA, 737 nt
Organism: Closterium sp. Naga37s-1
Lineage: Eukaryota; Viridiplantae; Streptophyta; Zygnematophyceae; Desmidiales; Closteriaceae
Source: the annotation of a GenBank genome assembly